This is a messenger RNA of Acanthamoeba castellanii str. Neff, 420 nucleotides long. Its product is annotated as Ctr copper transporter family protein. The record is from RefSeq and is a predicted model, not a curated record. The transcript is spliced from 4 exons. Lineage: Eukaryota; Discosea; Longamoebia; Acanthamoebidae. Bases 1 to 420 code for a protein of 139 amino acids. Gene Ontology annotation, cellular component: plasma membrane. Gene Ontology annotation, biological process: intracellular copper ion homeostasis; copper ion transmembrane transport. Gene Ontology annotation, molecular function: copper ion transmembrane transporter activity.
AUGUCGAUGCCAAUGUACUUUCAAUGGAGCACAGAAGUUACCGUUCUAUUCGAACAAUGGCACGUCGAGUCGCCUGGUUGGUACACGGUAACUGCCGUGGCCAUCUUCCUUGUGGGCCUGUUUUACGAGUGGCUUAUCACCUUCCGCCAAGGCUAUGAGCAGAGAAUGCACUCCAAGAGGUUAGAAGAAGAGUUGAAGAUCCAGUGUGACGAUGAUCUGUAUGACGUACAGGCAAGCCAGCCACUCAAGAAGCUUCUCCGACUCACUCCCCAACACCAGUGCGCACCGCUCUCGUUCUCCUAUCCGCGCUUGCUUGAUGAACGCACUUCACUCAGGAACCGCACCCCUUCCGGCGCCGGCUACUUCCUGUUCGCUCGCCUGCGCCGCAACGUCGUCAUCAACGAAGCCGGAUGUCAUUAG